Messenger RNA from Colossoma macropomum (tambaqui), 2159 nucleotides. It is a transcript of the gene chordc1b, whose product is annotated as cysteine and histidine-rich domain (CHORD) containing 1b. The record is from RefSeq and is a predicted model, not a curated record. The transcript is spliced from 11 exons. Bases 139 to 1161 code for a protein of 340 amino acids. NCBI's taxonomy places the organism in Eukaryota, Metazoa, Chordata, Actinopteri, Characiformes, Serrasalmidae.
GGAAGCGCUUGGCGGCUGUGAUGUGAUAGCCGGAGUGCGGAGCCGCGUGUAGCUUUCUAGAACAAACCCAAGCCUGCAGCCGCCGGCCGAGGCUGAACUUGGCUUUAUUUGCGAGUGUACGACUGCUGUAGCUUCAUAAUGUCUGUCCUUUGCUACAACAAGGGAUGUGGACAGCGUUUCGACCCCGAAAACAAUCCAGAAGAUGGUUGUACCUAUCACCCUGGAGUACCAGUUUUUCAUGAUGCACUGAAGGGUUGGUCCUGCUGUAAGAGACGAACAACUGACUUCUCAGAUUUCCUUAGCAUUGCUGGUUGUACAAAAGGCCCUCAUAACAAGGAGAAGCCCCCCGAGCCUGUCAAACCUGAAGUCAAGUCAUCUGGAGAAAAGAAGGAUGUGGAUGGUCUUAAGCCAAAGUGUUUUGAGUCUAUCGUCCAAGCACCAAAACCUGCUGAAUGUUUUCGGCGGCCAAGUCCGGAUGAACCCAUCUCAAGACUUCAGCAGAAGGUCUCUGCCUCACUCAAACAGGCUUUAGAAAAGCUCAAGCUGUCUGAAAAUGCACCCGACAAAAAAGAGGAGGAAGGAGACGAAAUUAAGAUUGGAACAUCUUGUAAAAAUGGAGGCUGCACUAAGACCUUCAAUGGACCAGAGAGUGAUGAAGAAGUCUGCUCUUUUCAUGCUGGAGUCCCCAUCUUCCAUGAAGGGAUGAAAUACUGGAGCUGCUGCAAGAGGAAAACAUCUGACUUCAACACUUUUCUUUCACAAGAGGGAUGCUCCAAAGGAAAGCAUCUGUGGCGCAAGAAGGACAUGGGUAAAAAGGUUGUUCCAUGCAGGUUUGAUUGGCACCAAACAGGGAGUCAAGUCACCAUAACUGUCUACGCCAAAAACUCCAUCCCUGAACUGAGCUAUGUGGACGGGAACAGCACCACACUGGAUAUUCACAUUAUAUUUGAUGGAGACAAGGAAUUCGAACAGAAGAUCAUCUUAUGGGGUGUCAUCGACAUAAGCAAAAGCACAAUGAACAUGAUGGCUGCUAAGAUCGAGAUUGUGUUGAAGAAAGCCGAGCCAGUGUCUUGGGGACGGCUGGACCUUCCACCUGUGACCAGUCCGCCCAAAGAACCGGAGAAGAAGAAAGAAAGCGAUAGCGACGAUGAUGACGAUUAAACAAACAUGCAAGAGCAACAGUGAAGUACUGUAUGAAGUCUUCAAACUGAUUCUAUAAUGCGAGAAGUUCAGGAAGAUGACUAGGUGCAUGAAAGCGUUUCCUUCUGUGAAGACUAGAGUUUUUUUCUACAUGUCCUGAUGUCAUUGCAGUUUGCAACAUGACAGUGCUUUUUAGCUUUUCACAUUCCAAAGAAUAUCAUUUGAAAUUACAGUAAUGAUUGUAGUAGGUUUUUAAGAGUGGCUGUUUGGUACUUUGCACCAUCAGCCAGCACAUUUUCCACACUUGGAGCUUGAGAGUUCCAGAGCCAGUUUAACAUAAACUUGAAAGCGACGAUGGUAUGCUAUUGUCCCUUUGUUGUCAACUCAGUUUCAGGAGAUAUUGGAGGUCUUCGGAUCUUCAUUGAAACAGAGCUUUUGUCAUCUUUGAUUUUAUCAUUGUAUCACAUACACAUUCCUGUUUUUCCCUCCAUGUUUUAAGAUUUGCCUACGACAAUUACUGAGUUUAUUAAAGGUCGGACCACUCACACCCCUAGAUUCAUUGCUGAAAAUGAUUCAUAGAAGCAUGUCGUUUGAGACGGGUCUACUUUUUUAGUAGAAUAAGCAUGUAUUGGAGAUGGGAGUUAAACCACCACUUAGCCCAUCUGUAGCCAUGUAGAAAUUGGUUAAUGUCCAAUAAAAAUAUGAUCUAUGUAAGUUUUGCAGUAUAAUAGUGGACAAAGGAAACAAAAGAAGGUGAAAAGGUUGAAUUAAGUCUUUAACUCUUUACUGCAUUGUUGCCAUAUGGCAUCAAUUACUUUUAAGUCUGACUUAAUUUUUUGUUUACUUUAGGAAACAAGGCUUUGUGUAAUACAGUAUACUUUUUCCUGUUGUCUGUAUAUCUUCACCCAUGUUAGUCCUCUCUAUAUGUUUAGUCAAAAUGGCCAAGUUAUUUUUUCCGUAUCAGGGGGAAAAGCAGAAAACAUUUAUCAGAAAAUUAUACAAAACCCUCCAACACUGAA